AUGGAAAAUUCUUUCGGUGCGACCAUUAGAUCUUUCUGGCAUACUAUGACCAGUUAUGAUAGACAUUCAUCAUUCGAUUCCCCUUACAGAACUGGUCGCCAUGUCCCGCUCCAGAACGGCGGUCGAGGUGGCAUCAUGACAGGCGUAGCAACCGCCUCCGAUUCUCGAAACGAUGUCUCAUCUCCUUACUCCGACGAAACCGGUCGAGCCUCUCCCCUUCAACCAGACGGCACCACUUUUGCCCCCACGGGCGCCCCUUAUUCCCCUGGCUUGAGGUCAAUGAGCGCACGCAAUGCUAGCCAAGGCGAUGGCUUCGAAGUCCAGAGCCCUGGCGACGUCCCUAUGCAAAACUUUUCCGACGGCCUUCCACCCGCUCCCCCAGUUGCACAUUCUUGGAGGCGCAUAGAUGCGUGGGCCGAUGAGAACUACCCAGAGCUUUACGAUCAGCUAUGCGAGGGUGCCACCAACAACGAUCUGAACGACCUCGAGCAUCAGCUUGAUUGCUCUCUUCCCCAGGACGUCCGAGACUCCCUUAUGAUCCACGAUGGCCAGGAGCGCGGAGGAAACCCAACUGGAAUUAUUUUUAGCCACAUGCUGUUGGAUUGCGAGGAGAUUGUGCAAGAGUGGGAGAACUGGAGGACCGUCAACCAUCAGUACCUGCUCGAGACUUCCAUUGCCAAGCCCUCCACCCCUUCCAAGGCUUUCGGCGGCAGCAACGAGGCCUCCUCUUCCAAGCAAGGCGGUGCGGCUGGUAACAACCCUGGUCAAUGGAGACAGGAUCUUCUUUCUCGCCAGGACUGUGUACCUCCGAAUGCUGUGCAAAAGGCAUACGCUCACACCUCUUGGAUCCCUCUGGUUCGCGAUUGGGGUGGCAACAACUUGGCUGUCGAUGUUUCGCCCGGUCCUGGCGGUCAGUGGGGUCAGAUCAUCCUCUUCGGUCGUGAUUACGAUACCAAGUACGUUGUAGCUCGCUCUUGGUCCGCCUUUCUGGCUGUUGUUGCGGACGACCUCAACAGCGGCAAGUGGUACGUGGACGAAGAGACUAAUGAGCUCAAGCUGCGAGAGUUUAAGGAGACACGGAUUGAGCCCUCGUAUUUCAGCAUCUUGAGAUGGAGAAUGGAUCAGAAAUACGGACGACGGGCUGCUUCCAAGCGAAGGUCGAUGGGUCCCAAGCCCAGCUCCCCUCUCGGUUCCCGCUCUUCUUCGCCUUACAGCAGCGGUGGUGAUAACGGUGAGGGCCGAGGCCGAUCCAUGCAACGUCUUAGCGGCUCCUCUCCUUUGGCCAGCCCUCGACCUGGGCCUGGUUACGGAAAGGCUACUCCCUUGAGCAGAGUAACGGAGGAGACACCAAUCCCUGAGCUUGCCGACGCAUUUAUCCAACCCGAGAAGCUCGUAGAGGUUGAAACCCCUCGGCAGAGCCAGGACAGCAAGACACCCAAGGUCACAACCAGCAUCCCUCGUGUGUCAUCCGACCUUCUCAAGGUGGAGGAAGAUCCCUCCCCCAAAGCAAAUGGCAAGAAGCCCGAGGUAGUGGACGAAUCGAUGAAGACGAUCGAGAUUUAA
Fusarium sp. VM40 is the source of this 1563-nucleotide messenger RNA. The record is from the annotation of a GenBank genome assembly. Lineage: Eukaryota; Fungi; Ascomycota; Sordariomycetes; Hypocreales; Nectriaceae.